AAAACCGGGUCCGCCAUUGCUACACUGACUGCUUUAUGGCCGUGCCUAAAAUAUUCGACGAAAUUUUGAAUGUGCGAAAAGCGAUCGGCGAAGUUUUCGAGUUGCAUUAGGCUGCGAUGUUAAUUGCCUACGCCGAGGACUACGUCACCCGUUUUUACAGUGUGUUCGUCGACCGAGAGGCAGUGUUAUUUUUCAAACAUCGAUUUAGUUUAUAAUGGCCAUCGGCAGCAGUAUUUUUCGUAAAUUCGUGGCCGCGUGCCGCUGAAAUUCGAUCGCAAACGAAAAACAGCCGAAACGAAGUUUCAGGGCGUCACGGAUCAGCGAAUUGAUUGUGGUCAGUUUUUUUGUCGGGCAGCCCUUUAAAUCUUCGAUAUUUAUUAGUUUAUUAUUAUGCAUAAUUUACUACCUCAAUAUUGGACAGGUAAUUUUUGUGGAGUGUUGGUUGUAUAAAAAUUAAUCGCAGUUAAUGACGCAGCUCUCAUUGAGUAUGCACAUUUUACUAUUUUGCACAUUCUAAUUUUUAAAUCUCAAUAACAGUUUGAUGAACCUAGAAAACAGUAAAACAAUUGAAAAGCGAUGUUUACACGAUUGUAUAUACUAAAAUAAUGGGAUUGAAUACUUGAACCACGUUAUGACUGAAAUCAUCAACUUACUUUUAAGCAAAUUGUAAUACAUUUUUGAAGAAAAAACACCAAAAUGUCUGGAGGACCCCCACAUCACCCCCAUGGGAGACAAGUACCAUCCAGUAACAGUGCUUGGAACCACUUACAGGUGCCGAACUUUUUCCCGCGGCAGCCGCAGCACGCGCACAUGUCGAACGAGCCGUCGCUGCUGCACCAGCCGGCAACGUGGCACACGCCCACCACCGAGCCGAUCAAGCCGUCGCCGAUGGCAACGUCGCACGCCUCGCUGUUCCAGCACCUGCUGCAGCGCCCCGAGUGCUUCCCGGUGGGGGCGGUCGGCAGGACGCCCGCCGCCCUCGCCGCCGCCGCCUCGGCCGCCCCCGGCGUCGACCUGAGCCUGGCGGCGCGCAACGGCGCGGGCGCGCUCAACGGCGAGGCGGCGCCGCCGGCCGCGUCGCCCAUCAGCCUGAGCGUGCGCGACACCAACAAGAUCAACAGCCUGGUGGAGAUGCACACGGCGGUGGAACUGACCAAGUGUCAAAAAUCGCUCAGUCCAGGUUUGAAAAGCACGAGCCCGGGCGUAGCUUUGGACGCUAAGCUGCCGAAAAGAUCCAACAUCCGGGUGGAUUCGAUACUGGAGCGGCUGAACCCGAACAUGGAGAAAACGGCGAGCGUUCUGGAGCAAGUGGCGCCUCUGGCGCUCAACGAGAAAACCCACGAGAGGGUUUCCAAUCCGCCAGAAAAAACCUCCUCGCAAAGCGUCAUCGUUCAGCCUUCGGGGAGCCACGACGAGAACAGCAACUCCAGCGGCGCGAACCUGGCCAAGGAGGAGGACAACUCGAACGAGGACAGCCUGGACGGGCAGAAGUCGCGGCGGAAACGGAAGCCGAACAAGACGGUGCGCGUGUCGAAGGACGACGAAAAAUCCGACCACCUGUCGUUUGUCAGCAAGAUUCUCGCCGAGGAGAACAAGAUCGUGGAGAGGCGGCGCUCCUCGGACGACGUCGAGUCGCUGAUACCGGCGAAGACGCGCCGAAAAACCUCGUCGGAAUCGGAAACUAUCGACAACAUCGCCGCCAUGGUGCAGGAGUGCGUCAAGGAAAAAGACAAAAGCGUAGCGGUCGAGAGCAAACCUCCCCCUCCGCCUCCGAAACAGUUGGGUGUCAUUCGCGUCAAGGACAACCUGAUGGAGGUCAAGGACGCCGGCGCCAUCUCUGAUCGUCCUCCCCCACACGCCCCGGUGCCGACUGCUGCGCAGAAGAAGGCGACCCCCACGCAGUUCGUCGAGGUGGAGAACAAGCUGGAGGAGAUGUUCGCCGGCAUCGAGGACGCCGAACCGACCCCGUCGCCGCCCCCGCCGAAAACCGCCGACGACGACGACUCGCCGGAAAAGACCGAGGACGACCCGCUGCUCAAGCUGCACGAGGACGCCGCCUCCAAGGAGCAGAACGCCGCCGAGAAGGAGAACGAGGGAGCCCCGGAGAACGGGCAGCAAGCACAAGAAACAAACGCGAAAGCAACGAAGACGGGUAAGCGCCGGUCGCGGCCGGUUUCUCGCCGCGGGAGCGAGGUGAGUUCCACCGAGACCACCCCGAAGAAGAAGAAGCCCGGCAAGAAGGGGGGGCGAAAGCCCGCGUCGCAAGCAAGCAAGGGUAUCGGGAAGGGGGCGAAAAAGUUGGGGCAGAAGAACAACAGCAAAGUCGAGUCGAUCAAGGACGUGUACGCGUACGAUUCGGGCAGCAACGCGAGUUCGAGCAAAUCCAGAGGGCCGUUUAUACAGAUCAAAGGCCCGCGGGAUUCCCCCAUAUCGGUGAGCGUCGUGAACGCCGCCAACGAUGAUGAUAGCGACAAAAAGGCCGGGAAGUCGAAGAAGUUCCACGACGAUACCGAGUAUAGACAUAAAGUGCGCUCCAAAGGUCUGCACUGCAGCACUUUGAGUAACAAAUACGACGCGCAGACUAAGGAUGCGACGUGGAUCUGCGCGUUCUGCAAAAGGGGGCCGCACGCUACCGAGUUGUCGGGCCCGACGUGGCACGGCGACGUAAUACCCGCUGGGGAUCUUUUUGGACCUUAUAUUAUAACCAGCGAAUGUCCGGAAUUCGAGAGGCGUCUCGACGACCCGUUCGAUCGGCAGUUCAAGUCGCGGAAAAUAACGAAAGUCCUCGACGAAACUAAAAUUACAACGGCGGCGAAGAAGGGGAAGCGGAAGCUCGACGUCGAAGACGUUCACCUGGGAAUCACCCACACGGAGAGCAAGAGCUACGAGGUGUGGGCGCACGAGGACUGCAUCGUGUGGUCCGCGGGGGUUUACCUGGUGGGGCCGAAGAUCGUGGGGCUGGAGGAGGCCAUCUGGACGUCGUGCAACGUGGCGUGCAAGGUGUGCCAAUUAAAAGGCGCGAACGUGUGCUGCGGCAAGCGCGGUUGCCUGGCGACGGCGCACCUGUGCUGCUCGCGCGCCAGGCACUGGCGCUUCGACGCCGAGACUUUCAAGGUUUUCUGCCCGGUGCACGCGGCGCAGUGACGGCGGCUGCGCGUCGUGCUGCGCAACGCCAUCUAGCGUUGCAGGAGGGAGGUUCGGUUUCCGUUUGAGGGUUCCACCAUUGCGCACCAUACAGCAAUAAUCGAGUAUUACUAACUGCGUUGCGAUGGAAUCGCGGAAGUCCUCAAAUAAGUAUUGUGAUCAUUAUUUUCUUAGUUUAACUUAUACUUAAUAAUUAAUUUAAUUUACCAAUUAUGCAUUUUUUACCAUUGCCAACCCACACACGGUUGGUACACCCAAACAAUACGCAGUUGACAGAUAAACUUACACAAGGCGGUUCAAAAACAACCGCCUAUAAAUGGUAACGACAUUUUGAGAAGACUGAAGCUGAGUUACUUUUAUAUUUCCCCACUGUGUAUUUUUUUUAUUCAAUUGACUUUCCUCAUCGAUGUAAAAUAUAAAUGAAUGUUUAUAAAGUUAGUUUAUUUGUAAUUUUGCGUAAAACCUAGAUGUAGCCGAUUGUUUAUAGUUUCCUAGAUUUAAAGAUGUAAAAUAUGUCUCUAAUACGCUUAUUUUUUGUAUAAAAACUACAAAAUACUCCCCCCCCGAAAUACCCCCCCCCCCCCCAAAUCCUUUUAAAACUGUAUACCGUGUAACUGUCAAAUUUAGAUAAUAGCCUCUAUAUUAUCAAAAAAAGAGUUGUAAAUUAUGUAAAUAACAAAAUUUAUGUUUUGGGCUAAAGUAUUUAAUAAACCAAAAUAAAAAACGA
Molecule: messenger RNA, 3871 nt
Organism: Brassicogethes aeneus
Lineage: Eukaryota; Metazoa; Arthropoda; Insecta; Coleoptera; Nitidulidae
Source: the annotation of a GenBank genome assembly